Medicago truncatula (barrel medic) is the source of this 2861-nucleotide messenger RNA. Its product is annotated as long-chain-alcohol oxidase FAO4A. The record is from RefSeq and is a predicted model, not a curated record. The transcript is spliced from 3 exons. Gene Ontology annotation, molecular function: long-chain-alcohol oxidase activity; flavin adenine dinucleotide binding. NCBI's taxonomy places the organism in Eukaryota, Viridiplantae, Streptophyta, Magnoliopsida, Fabales, Fabaceae. The coding region runs from base 170 to 2665 and encodes 831 amino acids.
UAUUUUCCUUUUCAAUUCCAUGAUAUAAAUAUAUAUUAUUUUUAUUCUUUUCAAAUUUUGUUUGUUUUUCUUGCCUAUAAAAAGAAACUAUCGAGGGUAUGGUCUUUCCAUCAAAAACAAGGAAGCAUUAUAUAUAGAGCUUUGUUAUAUACUAUAACAAAAAAGCAACAUGGACAUGGAAAUGGAAAUGGAGAUGGAGAUGGAGAAUAGUAAUAGAGGAAACCAAAUAAAAAGUGGUAGCUUUAGGAAGGGUAGCUUUAGAAAGGGUAGCUUUAGAUUGGGAGGAAAAGAUCACACAGUGGUUGAGUUAGGUAGUAUUGACACACAAAAACUUCUCUUAGAAGGUGGUGGUGGAGAAAUAAGAGAGAAACAAAAAACUCUCAAAAACUCUCUUUCUAUUAAGCAGAUGAAAUCCCUCACUGCUCUUUGUGAUACUAUCUUACCUUCUAUCAAUGACUUUGUUCCUGUCUCCGACGACGACGAAUCUGCUGCUACCUUCUACCGUAUUUCAGCUUCCAUGGCUGGAACACCUGAACGUCUUGGGGGUAUAAUAAGUGAGAGACUGAUUCAUCCAAUGACAAUGGUACUAAAGUUGGUGUUAUGGUUUCUGUCUACAUGGUUAGGGACAAUAAUUUUAUGUGGCAUGGGUUGCUUAUCAACAAAGUUCCCUUUUAUACAUACUUUCCCUGAUUUGCCUCUACACAAACGCCAACAAAUUAUGCAAUCUUGGUCUCUAAGUUUCUUUCGUCACCUUAGAAUGUUCUUCAGAACAAUCAAACUUCUCACUCUCCUAAUCUUCUUCACUCAGGUAGAUGAAUCAGAAGACAAUUGUUCAUGGAAAGCAAUUGGAUACUGUGGACCUGAUCCAGAAUUCAAAGCUCAGUUAAAGAACCAUUUCUUACAUGGAGCAUGUAAAGAAAAACAAGAUUCUGAGGAAGGUGAUAAUGAUGCUGAACUAGCCAUAGGACCUCUUUACAAAGGGCUCGUCCAUCUCAACUAUCCGAGAGACAUCAUUGUCGACACUCUAAGACGAUUUGGAUUCCCCGUCUCAGUUAGCCGUCGAAAACAGAAAACUGCUCCAAGCUUAUCAUCUCCUUCUUUAGUUGUACAAUGCGACGCUGUGGUAGUUGGUUCCGGCUCAGGAGGUGGAGUUGUAGCCGGAAUUCUGGCGAAUGCCGGUUACAAAGUGUUGGUUUUGGAGAAAGGAGGCUAUUCUGCUAGGAACAAUCUUUCUCUUCUUGAAGGACCAACAAUGGAUCAAAUGUACCAAGCUGGUGGUUUGGUUGCAACUGAUGAUAUGAAUAUCUUCAUAUUAUCAGGAUCAACUGUUGGUGGAGGGUCUGCAAUCAAUUGGUCUGCAUGCAUCAAAACACCUCAGCAUGUGUGCAAAGAGUGGUGCGAAAAACACGGGCUAGAGUUGUUCGAAAGCGAAUUGUAUCAAGAAGCUAUGGAAGCUGUUUGCGAGAAAAUGGGAGUUCAGUCCGAGAUAGAAGAGGAAGGUUUCAACAACGCAAUUUUGCGAAAAGGGUGUCAAGAAAUGGGAUAUCCUGUGAAUAACAUUCCGAGGAAUGCUUCGCCUGAUCACUACUGUGGAUGGUGCUGUUUGGGAUGUAAGGAUGGAAAGAAGAAGGGUACAUCGGAAACAUGGUUGGUGGACUUGGUGAAAUCUGGCAAUGGGGCGAUUCUUCCCGGUUGUACAGCAAUGAAAGUUUUGCAUAAGAAAAAGAAAGGAAGUGGUGAAAAGACCGCGCGAGGAGUGGCAUUUGAAUUUGAAUACAGAGGAAGUAAAGACAUUUGCGUGGUCGAAUCCAAGGUCACAAUUGUAGCUUGUGGAACACUCAAUACUCCAUCAUUGCUUAAAAGAAGCGGAUUAAAAAAUAACAACAUAGGGAGAAACUUGCAUCUUCAUCCGGUGGUAAUGGCCUGGGGCUACUUCCCUGAUACACCUGUAGAACCUACAGGUGCAUCUGAGGUGUGGCCUGAGACAUGGAAAAAGAGCUACGAAGGAGGGAUAAUGACAGCAAUGUCUCCUGUUGUCGCAGAGUUUGAGAAAUCAGGAUACGGUGCGGUGAUCCAAACACCUGCAUUGCAUCCUGGUACAUUCUCGAUUGUCAUGCCGUGGGUUUCUGGAAGCGAUAUAAAGGAUAGAAUGCGAAAGUUUUCAAGGACUGCUCAUAUAUUUGCAUUAGCAAGGGAUCAAGGAUCGGGAAAUGUGCAUUCGCCAAGUCGUAUAAGUUAUGAAAUGGAAGAUGUUGAUGAAGAGAAUUUACAGAAGGGAAUUGAUAAGGUACUGAGAAUUCUGGCUGCAGCCGGUGCUGAAGAAAUUGGAACUCAUCAUAACAAGGGAAAUACCUUAAAUGUAAAGAAUGCGAGUUACCAUGAAUUUGAGCAAUUUGUUAAAAAGGAAAGUUCAAGGUCGUUAACAGACCUUUCAACGCCUUUGUGCUCGGCACAUCAGAUGGGGUCUUGUCGGAUGGGAUCUAAUCCGAAGGAAUCGGUGGUGAAGGAGACAGGGGAGACAUGGGAAGUGGAGGAUCUUUUUGUGGCAGAUGCAAGUGUCUUUCCUACAGCAUUGGGCAUGAAUCCAAUGAUCACUGUUCAAUCAAUUGCUUACUGCACUGCACAAUCUGUUCUUCAGGUUCUUAAAAGGAAAAGAACUAAAUGAAAGAGUAAAUAAAUCUUUUCCUACUUUUGUAACUGUAUUGUACCCCAAUUGCACUAAAUAUCCAUAGCAUUGGGAAGAAAAUCCUUUUUCAAAUAACACAACAUUCCCAAAAAACAAAGUUUGAAAGUUUGCAAUCAUUUUAGAGAGUUGUUCAAUAAUUCAAAAAUAGUGGCAGAGUGCUAAACCUUAUAUAUGA